Molecule: messenger RNA, 3497 nt
Organism: Python bivittatus (Burmese python)
Lineage: Eukaryota; Metazoa; Chordata; Lepidosauria; Squamata; Pythonidae
Source: RefSeq, a predicted model, not a curated record
AUGCUGCUCUUCUUCCCGGACUAUUUCCUAUGUCCCAAUUUUUGUGUCAUCCUGACACUCAGCAUCUUGCUGGGUGUCCUCAGUGCCUACAAAGUAUCAUUGCAGGCUGCAGAAAAUGUCUUGGAGGACCAUGUGUUGUCAAUGGACUGUGACAGAGUGCCUUUCUCCCGGCAGGGCUUGAAGAAGACCAGCGCCGUGAUGGAUGAAGAGUUUCCCCGUACAGCCCUCAGCAUCAACAACAGAAACGAGCUCCGAAGUGUUUUGCAUCUCCAGUCUCUGUACAAACAAAACAAGGCAAAAGAGACUCCUUUAAAAACCAUUCUGGAAAUCAUUGCUAGCUACUUUCUGGAGCAUCCGAGUAACCAGAGCUUCAGGGGAAGCACGUCGUUCCCUGAAAAUAAACUCUCCCCGACAAGAACCGCGGAGAAUUUUGUCCUUAAGAAUGUUGUCUCUGAAGAAGCCGCUCCAGGGCAGACAGCGCCCGAAAAAGCCAAAAAGGGGGCUCCCAGCUAUGAGAUUGACGAGGGAAUAAUCUGGCCACGCGGCCUUUCCAGGAGGCAUCUUCACAAGCAGAGUGAGAAGGGCAAGGCUAGAGCGGUGGUGGACGUUCCCGUGCAGACUGAGGGGGAGAAGAAGCUCUGUGAUCUUCUGGAUGGCUUGCAGAUUCCAGAAGAAUUGUCUCUGGAGACCAGAAUGACCCUGAGGGAGAAACUUCGAGGCCAGUCUGGUGUUCUUCCAGCUCAAGGAAGGAUAACUGGUUCCACGGACGCUUCUCAAGAGGAUUCCUUAAAAAGAAGGCAUCUGAAACGACCGUCUGGAAUCUGCAGCCCAGCCCAAUUCAGUGGGGAAGGCACCCAUAAGAGUCCUUCAGUCCUUCCAGGAGAUCAUUCCUUCGAGAAGACGGUAAUUCCCAGACCGUCGGCCGAUCUCCUGUCCGCCCGCGCCGACUGUUCCCUCGAUGCCCGUAAGAAUGGUCCACCCCACUCUCCCUCGAGUCGGUGUGCAAAGCAGGAAGACCAAACAGCCCCAGAUGUCAUCAGUUCUGGAGAUGACCCUUUGGCCACCCUGAUCUUAGAAAGGCAAGCUGAAGAAAAGAAACCUCCAUCUGGCUACGAUGCUUGUGAGAAAAGACGCCCCGUGGACGUUUUUCAAAGGGAGAUGGUGACAGGGUGCAGGAACGCCGUGAGACUCUCGUGGAAAAGUGAGGCUCGGUUUACGGACACCAGAAAAGCUCCAACAUCUGCUUCCAGAAGAGAUGAGCUGCACAAGGACGCUUUGGAGCUAGUUGAUGUUGAGGAUGAAGAAAGCUGGGAGAACCUGGGAAGAGACCCUGAACCUUUGGCUCCGUAUACGUGCCAAGUGACAUCCAAGCCCGUCGAUUUCAUUCUUGCAAAGGAUCUAAAAACCCUGCUCUUUGGCUCCAGUCUUGGCUGCUUCAAUGAGGAAUGGAAAGUCCAGAGCUUUACCUUUAACGAAAACCCUGAGCUGAAAUACGGCCUCGUGCAAAAAAAGGGUGGGCCCUGCGGGGUUCUGGCAGCCGUUCAGGCUCACGUCCUGCAACAUCUUAUCUUCGGUGACAGUAACAGGAACAACACUGUUGGGUGUCUUCGGCCGUCAGACACCGAAAGGGCCCAGUGCCUCAUUCUGGCUCUCGCCAGUAUUUUAUGGCGUGCAGGGGGCAAUGAGAAAGUGGUGGUGACCUUGUCUACAGGAACACAGCAGUUCACGCCUGCAGGGAAAUACAAGCCAGAUGGGAUCUUAGAAAUGCUUACGUUGUACCUUAUCACAAAAUACGAAGAUCUGCUGAAGUUCCUGCAACAGAAUAUUCAUCAGUUUGAAGCCGGUCCACACGGGUGCAUUCUUUUGACUUUGUCAGUGAUAUUAUCAAGAUCCAUCGAUCGAGUUCGUGGAGAUCUGGAUGACAUUAGAAACACACUGAUUGGUGCGCACGGAUACUGUACGCAGGAAUUGGUCAACUUGCUACUGACUGGCAAGGCUGUAUCCAAUGUCUUCAAUGAUGUGAUGGAGCUGGACUCUGGAAACGGCAACACCACCGUUCUGAAAGGCAUCACCGGCCGCAGCGACCUGGGCUUGCUGUCCCUCUUUGAGCAUUAUGAUGUCUGCCAGGUGGGUUGUUAUCUCAAGACCCCCAGGUUUCCAAUUUGGGUGGUGUGCAGUGAAAGUCACUUCAGCGUCCUCUUCUGCUUGCGAAAGGAUUUGCUGGGAGACUGGAAGACGGAGCGGCGGUUUGACCUGUAUUAUUACGAUGGUUUGGCCAACCAGCAAGAAGAGAUCCGUCUAACCAUUGACACCUCCCAGCUUUAUGUCGAAGACAAAGAAAACGAUCUCGUCUCUCCUUUGGAACAUUGCAUUCGGACCAAGUGGACGGGAGCCGUGGUCAACUGGAAUGGCACCGAUCCCAUCCUGUGACGGACCUCUUCAAGCGAAACCAGGACCCACCCGCAGAGGGAACCCGGGCGUUUGUCCUCCCUGCGCUGAUCCGAUGCACCCCGGCUGAAAUCCCCACCGUAUCAUGCGCCCCUUGCGCUCCUGCCUGUGGCGUAAGAAGGCGGCUGUCCUCUUCUUUGAGCCCCUGGCAUGUGGAAGUGGGAGGGUCAACCCCAACCGAGCGGGGGGGAAGCAGUAAAUCCCUCAACUUCUCGUCAAAUUCCGUCGCUGAAUCCGCGCCAUGUCCUGUGAUUAUAUGUUGAACAAUACCAAGGGCAGCCACCUUUCUCCUUUAAAAACCCAGCGGUGACAAAAAUCCCCCGGUCCAUUUUAAAGCUAGGAAACCAAAAUGUGCAUUUAAAAAAAGCGGGGGGGGGGAUCAAACUCUCGUUCCCGAGAGCAUUUCUUUUGGCUAACCUAAAAUAUUUUGGAACCAAAGACAUCACUGCCAAUUCGUUUUUCUUUCCUUUUUUUUAACCAACUGAAUGGUAAUCUAUUUUUAAUCCAGUCCUUGGAACUCCUGGCUACUAGAAGAACUAAGCCGAUGGGGCCAUCUCAUCUUCUUUUCCUCCCUGUAACCGAAGCUUGCCCUUUUUAAGGCUCAAAACAUAGCUUGCCGAGACAGCUCCGGACCUAUAAUUCUACGCACUGAAAAUGAGAGGACUGCAAUCUAGGUAUCGUUUUAUCUCGGUGGAGAAACGCUGAUUUCUGUGGAACAGCUCAUAUUGGAGCCGCUCUCAGUACGUGAAUUUGCACUUGAGGUUGACAUAUCUAGGGUCAUCUUUGCCCCAACUGUACUGCACCGGUCUGAUAAAGUUGAUGUGGGGAUUAGGGUGUAGACUACAAGUUUUCCUGCCCCACCAUGCAAAGAUUGAUGUGUUUCACGGAUAAAUCAACUGCUGGUCCCGAUUGGUGCUGGGAAUUCUUAGGGGUGGGAUGGGAGACCGAAUUUGGCAAGCUUAGAUCAGCCCUGAGAGUGACUCAGUUUUUAAUCCCAGAAACAUGGGUAUAAUUCUAUUGCUGGAUAUCUAUAGCAGUGUUUCUCAACC